Molecule: messenger RNA, 1206 nt
Organism: Sinocyclocheilus rhinocerous
Lineage: Eukaryota; Metazoa; Chordata; Actinopteri; Cypriniformes; Cyprinidae
Product: prosaposin-like
Exons: 9
Coding region: 64-912 (282 amino acids)
Biological process (GO): lipid metabolic process
Source: RefSeq, a predicted model, not a curated record
UCAGCUGAACACAGAGCCUUCAGGUUUGUGGUACAUUCACUGCGGUGCACUGAUUAAAACAUCAUGCAGUUUGCCUUCGUCACUUUUUUUCUCUUCACUUCUACCCUGACUUCAGGAUGGGCAAGAAGUGUAGACCUUCAGCUCACAGAACCGCAAACAGCCAGCCUUCACAUGAUGGACAACAUGUGCACCGACUGCAAAAAGACUGUACAGCUGCUGACAGAAAUCCUCUCCAGUCAAGACUCACAGCAUCUUAUUGAGAAAUCUCUGGACAAGUUUUGUUAUGAACACCCCGUCAUCCCUUUGUGUAUGAAUGGAGCAAAGACAUACGUACAUUUGGUUAUCAGACAUUUCAGUGCAUUUGCAGUGAGUACUUCUCAGUUUAACAUCAUGACAGUUCAAGUCAAUCCCCUCUGUAACUUCUGUAUGUUGUUCAUAAAGACAAUAGAGAGCAUGCUGCCAAAAGAGAGAACUGAAGAGGCUAUAGUGAACCUUCUGGAGAAAAUCUGUGACUAUUUGCCCUCACAAUAUAAGCACACAUGUAGCAACUUCGUCGAAACGUACGGAAAGCAGCUGAUUGAUCUGCUGUUGUCCUCCCUCCCUCCACAUGCCAUCUGCACUGCGCUGGGCCUGUGUCUCUUCCCAGAGACGCCACUGUUAUUGUCCUCAGAGCAAACAGACUGUGAUUCCUGUAAGAUACUAGCGAUCCUCUCCCAGCUUCAUUUGGGUCACAAUGCAACUGAGAUCCAGACCUCUGACCUGCUCCAGAAGAUGUGCCACCUCCACCCUAAUGCUAUUCCUCGAUGUGAAGGGUUUGUGAAGCUUCAUGGCCACAGGCUCCUGAAGAGUGAUGGGAAACAAGCACCCAUCACUGCAUGCGAGGAAGAUUACCUUUGCCGGGGACCCAAAUGAAAGUGAUCGAUCAAACUAGAUCAGAAAAGCAACAACCUUUUUACUUUACUCGAUCAAGCUUCUUCCCUUGCCACACACAGAACCGAGGGGAAUUUGAGACGUACAGUACGAGUGGAGACAAUGACUGUUCAAUCGGUUUCAAAUGACCUUCAUGUGCCACACUGGGUAAACAUUUAAUACAAAACUAGUCAACUUAACAUAGGAGAUCCUAACACUGUGUGCAUUUUGUGUAACAUUAUGUAAAAUCACUGCUUCCUCGUUUUUGUGUUGAGAUGAUGCUGAAAUAAACUCGAC